Messenger RNA from Bipolaris zeicola 26-R-13, 288 nucleotides. RefSeq lists its product as uncharacterized. The record is from RefSeq and is a predicted model, not a curated record. The transcript has a single exon. Lineage: Eukaryota; Fungi; Ascomycota; Dothideomycetes; Pleosporales; Pleosporaceae. The annotation marks the transcript as partial.
AUGUACGCUUGUUCCAUCUGGUCCAACGCCAACCUCAACGACAAGAAUCGCGCCUACACGCAUAAGACGAUAGAUGCCCUGCGCAGUAUCCAAGCAAGAGCAGCGCGAAGUAUAUGCGGAGCCUAUAAAGCAACCUCAAGGGCUGCACUUGACGUAGAAACGUUUCUCCUUCCAAUCGAACAGCAGAUCUGGAAGCACAACGCAGACGUAGUUACUCGACUAUCUUCGUCUAGGGACAUCGCGAAAACCGCAGGCUUUGAGCUAAGAGAACCGCCACUAGUGGCCAUG